UCGGUUGAGAGAAGGCUGGGCUUACUUUCUGAAUAGUUUUUGGAAGUACCGGUUGUUGUUGAUCCCUUGAAUCCAAACGAUACACUCCCACAAGCGCCAUCUAGGUUCGCUUUGAUUCCUACGUUCUUUGUCAGCUCUCUUUUACAAUGGCGACCGCGGCUGCAACUCCCUCCAGCCAGAGAAGCACGUGCAGCAGCGGCGGCGGCACACCGCUGAGUCCGACCAGGAUAACGAGACUGCAGGAGAAACAACAGCUCCGGGAUCUCAACGACCGCCUCGCUGUUUACAUAGACAAAGUCCGUAGUUUAGAGUCGGAAAACGACAUACUCCACCGGAAAAUUAGCGAGAAGGAAGACGUGAGGAGUCGGGAGUUAACCGGCCUGAAAGCACUGUAUGAGACUGAGCUAGCCGACGCCAGAAGGAGUUUGGAUGAUUCCUCCAAGGAGCGGGCCUGGCUACAGAUUGAGCUGGGAAAGAUCAAAUCCGACCAUGAGCAGCUUCUGCAGAACUACAGCAAGAGGGACUCUGAGGCAGCAGCAGCCCAGGCCAGGCUGAAGGACUUGGAAGCUCAACUUAAUUCUAAGGAGGCCAUGCUGGCUACUGCACUCUCUGAAAAGAGGGGCCUGGAAGCCACCCUGGCUGACCUGGGAGAACAGCUUCAGGAGCUUGAUACAGGUCUUGCCCAGGCAAAGAAACAGCUUGCAGAUGAGAUGCUCCUGCGCAUUGACUUGGAAAAUCGUUGCCAGAGUCUGACUGAGGAAAUGGACUUCCGAAAGGGCAUGCAUGAGGAGGAAGUGAAAGAGGCUCGACAACGGUACGAGACCCGACUGGUGGAGGUGGAUUCUGGACACAAGGAAGAGUAUGAAUAUAAACUGUCUCAGGCCCUGACUGAUAUGAGGGCUCAGAAUGAGGAGCAGAUCAAGAUCUACAAGGACAACAUGGAGAGCACCUACGGAGCCAAACUCGAAGACCUGCAUCGCUUAUCUGAGAUGAACGGAGCAUCUGCCAACAUGGCCCGAGAGGAGCUCCAUGAGUCAGCCCUGAGGAUUGAGAGCCUCACUGCCCAGCUGACAGGACUGCAGAAGGAGACUCGUGGUUGGCGUGAUCGUAUAUCGGAGCUGGAGGCAGCGCUGGCACAGCAAAAAGACGCAAGUCGCAGGAUGCUGACUGACAAAGAUCGUGAGAUAGCUGAGGUCCGAGCCAAGAUGCAGGAACAGCUGAAUGAGUAUGAACAGCUGCUGGAUGUUAAACUAGCUCUGGACAUGGAGAUCAAUGCUUACCGUAAACUUUUGGAGGGAGAAGAAGAAAGGCUGAAGCUGUCUCCCAGCCCUUCAUCUCGUGUCACAGUGUCUCGAGCCUCUUCCAGCAGUCGCAGUGUGCGGACCAGCCAGGGGAAGAGGAAGCGUAUCGAUGUGGAAGAACAGGAAGCCAGCAGCUCAGUGUCCAUUUCUCACUCUGCUUCAGCCACAGGACCCAUCUGCGUCGAUGAGAUCGAUACUGAUGGCAAGUUCAUCUGUCUUCAAAACAGUGGAGAUGAGGACCAGGCCAUGGUGGGCUAUGAGAUGAUUAAGACCAUUGGAAAUGCUUCAGCUACCUACAAGUUUACACCCAAAUAUGUCCUGAAAGCAGGCCAGAAAGUUAUGAUUUGGGCAUAUGAUGCUGGUGUGAGCCCCAAACCGCCUACUGACCUGGUGUGGAAGAAUCAGUCCUCCUGGGGUUUAGGGGAGGAUGUCCAUGUGGUGCUGAUCAACCCUCAAGGAGAAGAGGUGGCAAAAAGAACUACUACAUACAAGACAGGAGUAGAAGAAGAACAGGGUGAGGAAGAUGAUGAUAAUGGAGUCGAGGCCAUUGAGGAAGAGCGCUUCCACCAGCAGGGAGCCCCACGCACUGCCAAGGGAGGCUGUUCCAUCAUGUGAUCCAACUGCAUCAACCAGCCGCCACCACCUCCUCUGAGCCCAGCCAGUCUGCUGCCAACUGUAAUACCAGAACUAUUUUUCUAUCUUUUUUAGUGUUUCAGCAAAGUGUAUGAUUUUGUUACAUUUCUUUGAUCAAUAAAAAUGCAAACCCGUUUUUUGUAGACAGUUUCAUCUUAAAAACCAAAAUGUUAUUGGUCAGCAUUGGUGUUGGUAGUUCAUAAGCUCUUUUCUUUCUUGAAACCAAGCAGCAAGUAGCAAUAUCUUCAAGAUUGAAUUAAAUUUUUCAUGUCAUAUUUUCUUAUUUCUAUUAUUUUAUUAUUAUUAUGGUUGUUGUUGUUAUUAUUGAUGAUGAUAAUGAUUAUGAUAAUAUAUUUUAGGUCUCUAAAGUUCCAAGAAAAGCCACAAGAUGUCAGUGAUUAGUUUAGAUAAGGGUGGGUUUAGGUCAGUGUUUGAAUUAGCUGAGAAUGUACUGUAUGGUUAAAUGAAGAGUACACUAAAAGCUGUGUGGUAACAGGAGCUAAUGUAAUACAUGACUUCCUACCAGCAGUCUGGACCUUGUCAGGACAAAAUUUUACAAGGAAUUCUCUGUUCAGUGUAGAGUAGAUUAGAAAAAACUCAAAACUAUCAUGAUUGUAUUCAUGAGUAAGUCAGAGGACAGUUUGUUGCAGUUGUUGAGUUACCUGAAGACCCCUGUGUGAAGCGUAGGAUUAAAACGAGCUUUGGCAAUUCCUGAUGGUAGUAUCUACCAUCUAGUAAAAGAUCUGAUUUGAGACACUACAAAAUGGAACUGUUCCUGUUUUCAGCAGGCCAUCUAAUUUUCUUGGGAAUUGGAAUAAUUUGACAAAUGUUACAUCACUGUCUACACACAUAGGUCUUUAAUGUGAGGUCAUGCUGCACAUUUGAGUUUCUCUUUGCUGACUUUUAAACAAGCGUUGCACCACUAAUCAAGAAGUGUUGAUUGUAUUCUUAACUUUUGAUAUUUGAAUUGUUUGAAGUUGUUUUUGUGUUGCUGUGCAUGCUAUAGCUGUAAUCUUUAUAGCUGAAUGAAUAAAUGUUUUUCUUUUA
Molecule: messenger RNA, 2981 nt
Organism: Stegastes partitus (bicolor damselfish)
Lineage: Eukaryota; Metazoa; Chordata; Actinopteri; Pomacentridae
Gene: lmnb1
Product: lamin B1
Exons: 11
Coding region: 147-1916 (589 amino acids)
Biological process (GO): nuclear migration; nuclear envelope organization; heterochromatin formation
Cellular component (GO): nuclear lamina; nuclear envelope
Molecular function (GO): structural constituent of cytoskeleton
Source: RefSeq, a predicted model, not a curated record